Callorhinchus milii (elephant shark) is the source of this 903-nucleotide messenger RNA. It is a transcript of the gene srek1ip1, whose product is annotated as SREK1-interacting protein 1. The transcript is spliced from 5 exons. Gene Ontology annotation, molecular function: nucleic acid binding; zinc ion binding. The record is from RefSeq and is a predicted model, not a curated record. The coding region runs from base 295 to 765 and encodes 156 amino acids. Lineage: Eukaryota; Metazoa; Chordata; Chondrichthyes; Chimaeriformes; Callorhinchidae.
AGGCGGCGGCGGCGGCCAACAACAGCCAUAAAGACGGCAGUUAUUUGUUUUUAUUUACUUCGGACUAACUGUGGACAGUUCCACAUCCACCAGCGGCUUAAGUGGCUCUUUACAAUGGUCGCAGCCCUGUUUUGCGUGUUGUAGCCGAGGCGGGUGGGGGGGGACGGGGGGGACGGCAUUGAUCGGUGCACCCGAUUUACAAACCGCCCCCGAGCGGCGGCCGACAGACAAGACGGCCCUUUUUUGGCUGCGUUUGGGUCAUUCCUUCGUUGGACCCCGAUUUUUGUGUUUUAAAUGACUUCUGCAGGACCAAAUAAGGACAGCAUCCGGGCAGGAUGCAAGAAGUGUGGAUAUCCUGGCCAUUUGACCUUUGAAUGUCGAAAUUUUGUUCGAGUGGACCCUCAAAAAGACAUUGUAUUAGAUGUCAGUAGUACCAGCAGUGAGGAGACUGAGGAGGAAGAGGAAAUUGAGCAGCUGCGGGCCAUGAUUGACAAAAAAGAAAUAAAACCUGAAAAGAGCGAGCUUCCUAAAAAGAAAAUCAAAAAGUCUGGAACUAAAAAACACAGAAAAAGAUCUUAUUCAACCAGUGAGGAAGAAAGUGAGAAAAAGAGUAAGAAACAAAAAGUUAUUAAAAAGAAAAAGAAAACUGAGAAGAAAAGCAAACACCAAAAGAGCAAGCAUCACCACAAAGUUAAGAAAACAAAAACAAAAAAUGACUCCUCUUCAUCAUCAGAAAGUCCUAGCCCCACUUCAGACAGUGAUUAAUUCUAUGCUAUGUUACAAUCUUGAAUUUGUGCCACAAGACAAUUUUUAGAAAGAGCUGUUCUGUAUAUAAAGUCGAUUGCUCAUGCAUUCAAUGGAUGUUCUCUUUUCAAUAUAAAAAGAGUGAAUGUGUAAACACUG